Ananas comosus (pineapple) is the source of this 977-nucleotide messenger RNA. RefSeq names its product zinc finger CCHC-type and RNA-binding motif-containing protein 1. The transcript has 4 exons. Gene Ontology annotation, biological process: mRNA splicing, via spliceosome. NCBI's taxonomy places the organism in Eukaryota, Viridiplantae, Streptophyta, Magnoliopsida, Poales, Bromeliaceae. Gene Ontology annotation, cellular component: U1 snRNP; U2-type prespliceosome; precatalytic spliceosome. The coding region runs from base 69 to 572 and encodes 167 amino acids. The record is from RefSeq and is a predicted model, not a curated record. Gene Ontology annotation, molecular function: U1 snRNA binding; mRNA binding.
AGGCGAAGAAGAAGAAGAACGGGGUUUCCACCAUUUCUCUCUCCCUCUGUCUCUACGCCACAAGGGAAAUGGUGGGCGCGGUAGCGCCAUGGAUCUCCAAUACCCUCUCGGCCUCGUCUCUUCCCCCUUCUUCUUCUUCUUCUUCUUCAUAUUCUUCUUCUUCUUUCGUGUCGAAUUCGAGGAAUUCGAUCGCUUUGUUCCCCGAUCUUCCUCCAGCGAGUAGAAUCUUCGUCCGGAAUAUUUCAUAUUUUACGGGUGAAGCUACUCUCAUCAAACUAUUCUCGAGGUUUGGCCGGAUUGUGGAGGUUAAACUCGCUAAACAUGAAGAUUCGAAGAGGUCGAAGGGUUAUGCUUUCAUUCAAUACGCGUCUCAAGAUGAUGCCAUUUCAGCAAUGGAGCAAAUGGAUCAAAAGAGAAUUGAUGGUAGGACGAUCUAUGCUGAGAUUGCGAAGCCAGUGAACAAUGGAUUUGCUGAUUACCCAAUUACCUCGGGCCCACCCUCAGGGCGAAAUCAGCAACCCAAUUGUUUUAAGGAUCAUUCAUAUGAGGAAGAUGCUGCUUACGCUAGUUGAAUGAAGAUAUAUAAAUCGCUUCAUAUUUGUGCUUGAUCUGGAUCUAAGUUCUGCAAUAGAAGCGCAACAGCAACUGCAAUGGAGGAUUCAACUGCAGUUCAAACUGAAACUGGGGGCCUUAAAAGUUCAUUUCAAAGAAAGCAAGGAGAAAAAAAUCGAAGUUACUCCGCCUCUAACAAAACCUGCUCUGUGCACAUAAAUGCCCGCAUUGAGGCCUGCGUUUCUUCAAUUUUGCUUGGACGAAGAAAUUAUUUGUAAAAAUGUGUUCCAACAGAUUUUAUUUGUCAACCACUUUGUUCUCUUCCUUUUGUGAGAAUGCGAUGCUCGAAUAAUAUAAUGUUGCUUCUAAGUAGUUACUUAAAACAUUAUUGAAUCACUGUUUUGACCGAAGUCAAUUGCAUUGGA